Messenger RNA from Anastrepha obliqua, 7701 nucleotides. RefSeq names its product sex determination protein fruitless (gene fru). Gene Ontology annotation, biological process: regulation of transcription by RNA polymerase II. Gene Ontology annotation, cellular component: nucleus. Gene Ontology annotation, molecular function: protein binding. The coding region runs from base 858 to 3695 and encodes 945 amino acids. The record is from RefSeq and is a predicted model, not a curated record. Lineage: Eukaryota; Metazoa; Arthropoda; Insecta; Diptera; Tephritidae. The transcript is spliced from 8 exons.
UCUAAAUCGAUUGAGUAAUAGCUCAACUCGCAUCGCAUCAUUGUACGGUUUCGCUACUACUAACCAAGUAGAAUUUUAGAAAAAUAUUAGAAAUAGAAACAAGCAACUGCAUUGAUACCUUUACGUCAGUUCUGCGUAUGCAUAAAUACAUGUAUGUAUGUAGAUAUGUAUUGCUGGAACCGGUAGGAUAUACAUGCAAAUAUCAAAUAAUAGUGCCUUAAAGUUUACUAAUUAUAUUAAUUUAAAACAAAAAUAAAUGCGUGCAUAAAAGUGAAUAAAACGCCAAAAAAAAAUAAAUUAAAACUUUAAAACUCCCCCAAAUAAACCAAAAAUGCGUUACAAAUGAACUACAAAAAGGGGAAAAAGCAAAAACCUUAAAUCGUGAAAAUGUAUUGGCCUGAGCAAAGCAAACUUACUGUGAGGUUACAGUAACAGUGUAGAGGAGUGCUCACAAAAGAAUAAACAAAAAGAAACCAACUACUAUAUAACACAAAACACACAAAAAUAUGCAUACACAAACAAAAUUCUAAACAAAGUUUUCAAAUUAUUAAAAAAACAAAAAUAUUUUCAAAAUAUAUUUUAAUCGGAAAUUCAUAUCAGAAAACAUAUCAAAAAUCUUAACUCAGCUUCAAGAAUUCCUCGUAUUUGAAUUGGCUUACCGACACUCCAUCACAUUGGAUUAUUUUUAAUUGGAUUGCAUUGGAUUUAUUUACACUUGAGAACCAGUCAAAUUAAAAACCUACACACUGGCUUACAACAGCGACGAAACGACGGUGCAAGAAACCAUCUCACAACUGGAUUACUACGCCUAUUGGCUGACACACUGCUUGGGAAGAUACAACACUGAUCAAGGAGCUAUGGACCAGCAAUUCUGUCUACGCUGGAACAAUCAUCCGACAAAUCUAACUGGUGUGCUAACAUCGUUGCUGCAACGGGAGGCACUCUGCGAUGUGACGCUGGCAUGCGACGGUGAAACAGUCAAGGCGCAUCAAACAAUUCUAUCAGCAUGCAGCCCCUAUUUCGAAACAAUUUUCCUGCAAAACCGCCAUCCACAUCCCAUCAUCUAUUUGAAAGAUGUCAGAUACUCAGAAAUGCGCUCCCUGCUCGACUUCAUGUACAAAGGCGAAGUCAACGUCGGACAGAGUUCGCUGCCGAUGUUCCUCAAAACAGCCGAGAGUCUACAGGUUCGUGGUCUCACGGACAACAACAACCUCAAUUAUCGUACGGAGCAUCGCGACUCGCCCAUAUCCUCGCCCACCGGCCGCACACCCUACAGUAGUGGCGGUCUCGGCGGCAUCGGCGAAUGUGAGACACGCGAACGUGAUCAACAGCUACGUGGUCGUGCCACCGAACGCGAUCUACGCGAUGAUUUGCAUGCACAUCGCAGCAGCAGUCUUCCGGACCGAAAUGCCGCCGCAGCUGCUACUGCCAGUGUGGGUAGUGUGAGUGCCAGUUUACAAUCCGCCGCAGUAGCUUUGGGUUUAGGCGAACGCUCACCGAUUACAGCGGCCGCAAUGGCUGCUGCAGUGGCGGCUGUGGCUACACGUAGCGCCAGCGCUGAUGCGCUAGGCGGUUCGACGAAUACAGGCUGCACCGGUAGCGGUAGUACCGUUGGUGGUGGAGUGUUAAAUAGUCGCAAUAGUGAUGCGAAUAGUGAGCGUGGUGGCGGUGGUGGUGGUGCGGGAAAUGGAGGCAGCAGUGGAGGGCGCAGCAGCAGCAUUGGUCGCGAUCGCGCCGACAGUCGUGAUGAACUCAUGCAGCUAGACUAUAGUAACAAGGAUAACAGAGAUCGUGAUAGAGAGUUGUCCACCACGCCGGUGGAUCAUAUAGGUAGUAAUAAGCGAAGACGUAAGAACUCAUCCAACUGUGAUAAUUCGUUGACCUCGACACAUAACGCAAAUGUACAGGACAGGCACUAUACUCAGGAUUCUCAGGCAUCCUCACGCAGCAAUUUCAAAUCGAGUCCCGUGCCAAAAACCGGCAGCACGUCCGAAUCGGAGGACGCGAUCAUCACAGGUGUUGGCGAUCGACGCGAUUCACCACUUUCCGCCAGUCAAUUGAGCAGCAGUGGUGGCGUUCUGGGUGGCGUGGGUAGCGGCAGUGUUAGUGCGAUUCCCAGUAGUAUUGGUCUCAGUCAAGCGCUUAGUAUUAAACAAGAAUUAAUUGAAGCACAACAACAACACCAACAGCAGCAACAGCUGCAACAACAACAACGUGAGACCCAUGUACCUUUGCCAACUGAAUACUUGCCGCCCGGUGCUCUAAAGCUACAUCCCGAGGAAAUGUCUCAAUUAUUAUCAACACAUGGCCUGCAGCAAGAUGGUCGAGAGGAUCAGAAUGAUGGCAAGCAGCUACCAUUGGAUCAGUCGGACAACAUUGAUGGUGAUGAUGGUGUUGGUGAUAAUGCAAAUAAUGAUGAAAAUAUCGGAGUAGGCGGUGAUAUUCGUAAUGGCAAUGAUGACAAUAUUGAUGACGAAGGUGAGGAUAAUGAUGUUGUUGCUGAGGUGCAUCGCAGUCGCAUUGCGUAUCAUAGCAGUCGAAAGCAUGCGAUUCGUGCAGCCGGUGCUUUGCAAUCGCAGCCACAUGCGGAUGGUCAUAUUGACGUAGCCAACGAAAGCCAUGCGGAAAAUAUGUGCGAAGAUGAGGAUUACGAUUAUGACAAUGAUUGUCAUAGCGAUUGUGAUCACAAGAUUUUGGACAGCGACUACAAUUGUCAUUACAAACGUUGCAAACAAGAGGCGGCCAUGCGCAGCCAACAGGCGCAACAACAACAGCAGCAGCAGCAACAGAAAAAUUUGCAUGCGCAACACUAUCACCAACAGCAAGUUGCCGAGAUAAUGUUGCACGGGUGUAAUGGUCCAUUGAAUGAUGCAAUUAGCCUCACGACGACGGCGCCACCACUACCCCUAUCGACACAUCGUCACCUGCAUCCACAAACUGUUAUAAAUCUGGGACGUUGUGGCAGCGCUUUAGAUGCGCUUUGCUCUGUAGAGGUCGCUGCUGCAGCCGCAGUAGCUGCGCUCUCGCCAGCCUCUUCGAAUGCCUCGGCAGCGUCGGCAACAUUACAGCACCAGCAACAAUUUGCAUAUGCACAGCAAAAACAUGCUGCUGCAACAAACUAUCAACAGCCACAGCAUCAUCAACACCAACACCAACAUCAACACCAGCAUCAGCAUCAGCAGCAGCAACAACAACAGGCUCUAGCGGCAGCUGCCAACUUGGUGCAACACCAUCAUCAGCAUCAACAGCAACAGCAGCAUUACCAGCAACACCAUACCCAACACAUCCAUGCCACACCGUACAGUGCCGCCACGCCUACCAGCAACAACGUACAACUACAACUUGUUGCGGCCAAUGCCAACACACCCAAUGCCAACACCAACAGCAGCCCAGCCGUGGCCGCAGCAGCAGCAGCAGCGGCGGCGGCAGCUGCCGCUAAUCGCCGCGAUCAUAACAUCGACUACUCAACGCUAUUUGUGCAAUUGUCCGGCACGCUGCCCACCCUGUAUCGCUGCGUAAGCUGCAACAAAAUCGUGUCGAAUCGUUGGCAUCACGCCAACAUUCAUCGGCCUCAGAGUCAUGAGUGUCCUGUCUGCGGGCAAAAGUUUACACGUCGAGACAAUAUGAAAGCCCAUUGUAAAAUAAAACACGCCGAUAUUAAAGAUCGUUUCUUCAGUCAUUAUGUACAUAUGUGAUCAAUUCUUUAUGUGGUCAAAUAAGCAGUUAAAGAUUAUAAACUUCUACCAAUGCCAUACAAACAUAUAUGUAGAGAAAUUUAGGCAUUCUCUCACACACACAUGAAAACACCAAUGCACCGCCACACAAUUGACACACAUUAACCACCUUCAAUGCGAUACACACCCUUAAAUAAAUUUAAACCAAUUAAAAUUCUUAAAGACGACUACGUCUCCCACUCCAAAUAUAUGUAAUAAAAACUCAAGUUACAGAGAGAACUCAUCUCUACUACUUCACUCUCAAAUGUAGCUUAUAUGUAGUACUGUUACGGAGGGCAACUCUGCAACAAAUAUGCUUUGGUACAACGGCCUCUGAGCGACAAGUGCACAAAAGUCGAAUCGUGCAUCUCUAAAUCGUGUAGCUUGUUAUAUGAGAUUUUCCCGAAAUUAUUUGUUGUACUUAUAUGUAUGCUUUGGAAUACUAUUCGCGUUCAAUAUGAUACACAGAAAAAUGUGGAUCUACUUUGAAAUACCUACAAAUAAGGCAGUGAUCGAUUUCUUUGCGUAUAUUCUAUAAAAAUCUUACUGGCUGCUUUUAAGCAUUCUGUGCAGAAGGGGAAAUGGGACUGUAAUGAGAGUCUGAACGAUUCCAUGCACACAUGAAUUUUCAUGAUGAUAACGCAAUUAUUUACAAUUCAAAUCUCAAAAGACCUGUUGGUCAGAAUCAUCUGCCAAACGGAGAAUUAACAUUUCGUAUUUUCGUGGAAUUUGUAUUCAUAAAACAUCUUUGAGAAGAAUAAUUACGUACUUUAUUUCAUUUGAAGGUAUUGAAAAUAUUCGAUGUGGUACUUGCUGGCGAUGCAGAAGAAGAGAAAAGUCUUCUCCUUAUUGCAUUCAGUUAGCACGAGAAAUUCUAUCACCUUCAAACCCGGUUCCCAGAUAUGAUAUGCUGGUGGAUCGAAAUUGGUAGAACAGGGGCGGGAAUCAAUGAGCCUAAAUUCAAAACAUCGAUUCCCAUGGGUCUCUAUCCAACAGAUGGAUCGAAAUUAGAAGAUUGGAAAACAGGGGCGGGAAUCAAUUGACCUAAAUUCAAAAAAUCGAUUCCACUCGGUCUCUACCUAACAAUCUUCCAGGCAAAAAUAUAUGCCAUUGAGAUAUAUCUAAGAGAAUGCCACCGUUAAAAAAAUGAGAGGAACCCAUAUUUACAUACUUUCAGAUAUUCCGGCGGCUUUGAGAGCCCUUCUAUCAACUACAAUCACCUCAAAAAUGGUAUGUGACUGUCUGAACCUUCGCAACAUAUUAGGGAACUUCAACAUAGUAUUUUUAGGUUGGAUUCUUGUACACGAGGGGCAUGAGGGAAAUGAAAUAGCGGACCAUCUAUCCCUUGGUUGGUCCUGAGUAUUUCUGUGGCCAUACAAAGGACCACAUUAACGAACUUCUCGGGAGGUGGGAGGAGACAAAUGAAACAAUUCUCAACGCCGGACAGAGAAAUUCCUUAUAAGCUACUUUCAUGCAGCAGAGUAGACUUAAUACAUCUAACUGGUUACUUGUCAGGUCACUGUAGCCACUACUUGAACAAAAUUGGUGGUAUUGCCGUGCCUCCAUAUGAAUUAUGGAACAAUACACCCCAGAAUUUACAAACAUUUUUAAAAAGCCUUAAAAUAUUGGGUACCUCAGUAGGCUUUGGCUUUACAGUACGAGGAAGAGUAACGAUUCUUUCGAGCAUUUUAUUAAAAUCAAUUGAGAGGUAGUUACUUCGUCAAUCAGUAAGAAGAAGAAGCAUGUGUUGCAUAGUUUUGGGUAACACAUAAAUUCAUGUAGCCGGCGAAAUCUUGGCGCUAGCGUAAAGUAUUUCAAAGUCUAGAUGCUGCGGGUUCAAAAAUCAUUGAUCAUAUUUUCGUGAGCAUUUCCUAUUGGGUAUAGAUUAACUAGGCUUUCGAUAGAGAGCAUGCGCUCAGUUGCCGGCCAUAACAGUGGCAUUAAGCUGCAUUCACACUAACGUCAUAUGUGUACAUUUAUAUAGUACGAUUUAAUGUUAUAUUAAAAUAAGCAGAUAACUUUACAUUUUCCUCGUAGUUAAACAGAAUGUAUGUAUUUAUUAAAUAUGUAGUUGUAAAACAUCGAAAAUAGCAGAACAAAAAAAAAAACACCAAAGAAAUCACCAAAUAUUCAUAUUAUAAAUAUAAUAAUUCUCUAUAAUAAUGAUUUUUCGAAUGAAUAAUUGUGCAAAGAAGUCAGUAUAAUUAGUAUUUAAAAUUUGAACGAUCAAGCGAUUUUAACAAAACAAAGUACGAGUAUUAACCCACCCGGGCAAAUUGUGGAUUUUGUAGUAGACUGUAGCAUUGCAUAUUUACCAUUAGUAUUUUUUUAGUUUUAUUAUUAAAGUCAUGGUACUGAGAAAAGAAAAACAAAAGAGUGUUACAAAAAAAAAUUACAUUUAGUCAAAUUUAUUUAUUUACGCUAAUUUACACACAUUUUCAAUUUUAUGUAGGCAUCGACCAAAAAACCAGAAAUGAAAAUUUUUCGAAUAUCUAUUGUUGUAAUAAUGAAAGCAAAUAUUUACAAUUUAAUGUAGUAUUUUUACCAAUGCGAAACCUUAUUUAUUUACGUUUGGAGCAAGCGAACAAGUAUUAUACUAGGAAUUCCAAAAACAAAAAAAAAUCAAAACAAAAAACGCGAUAAGUUAACACUUCAGGUAGUGAAUCAAGAUUAACGCUUUUAAGUCCUGCCAUAUUUAAUUUUUAGUGAGCUAGACACAAUAUGACCAUUUAGUUCAAAUUAAUAAUAUUUUAUAUGCUGUAUUUAAAAAACAAACAAGAACUAAAGCAAUUUCUUUUGACGAAAAAAAAAUAGGUAUAUGAAAGAGUUGGUGCAGUUAUGCAAUAAAUUGCGCGCUGGAAUUGACACGAUUAUUAUCAACAGCAACUUUCUUGAUGAUGCUAUAAUUAAAAGAAAUAAAAAGUGAAAUGGUCACUCCACAAAUGGUCUUAGGGUGAUUAAUUUUAGAGGCGCAUCAACUCGAACAGGUUACUUCUUUUGAACUAAUGUUUGCUAAUGCUUAAGAGCUAUCACCGAAAAUUCUAAUUUUAAAUUAGGCUUGAAUAUAUAAAAAUACGCAACUAUUUCGUUUGGAAAACGUGCAAAAGCACUAAAAAUCACCCUAUCACUUAUCACGAAAUCGACUCACAUUUUCGCGUGAGAUGCGCUCACUCUGAAAUUAAUUGUUGCAUAGAUUUAGGCACUACAUAUCCAUGGGAAAAUAUAUUCGAAUGCGAUAUAAGUGCUUUUUCUUUAAUGAGCUAUGCAAGUGGGUAAAAUCAUAAAUUUUUUCGCGCAAUGUGACUCAACUUCGAGCGGCAUGAUUAAGUGGACCUUCAGUAAAGAGUUGAUUGUAAAAAGAAGUGGCUUUUGUAAGUGACGACCUAUAGCGGUAUUUACGCAACGAAGGCCUUCCUGCACGUGUUUGUUUGGAGCUCGGCGAACUCAGAAAUUUAAUUUAAAAAAAAUUCUUAUAAGAAAUUACAAGUCGGGUUCCACAUCAGUAUUAAAUGUGCAUCGACUUUGUUUAAAAUAUAUUGUGCCAGCAGUCAAAUGGAGAAAUUGUUGUAUAAUCAACAUGGUGAAAAAAUUUAGAAGGAGUAGCUAAUAUCAAACCAUUAUACGGCGCUCAGCGAAUUAGAAAGAAUCAGAUAUGUAAAUCUCCACUUACGGAGAAGCUGAGAUUGUUGAAAUGUGUGUGAAUGCGUGCGAAAUGAGCGGACAGAAUUGUGCUGCCGAGUACACGGUGACGCGGCAGCCGAAGUUACUCGCUCAAUUUCGUUUUCACCAAACCUGUUUCUGAGAGAAUUCUACUCCAACUACAGCCAGGGACACUAGGCUUAAUGAACUAUGAUGAAGUCUUCGUUCCUUUUCUAUCUCUUUUCGCCCAUGGAAUUACCAUUUCAAGCUUUGAUUAAUAAUUUGCGACCCACAUAUUUAUAGAGCUAUAUACAUAUAUGAGGCUUCAGAAGGCAGAGAUUCAGAAGAU